CGCCGGCUGCCAGCGGGAGCGCGCGCCCAGCUGAAGGGAAGUCGAGUGGAAGCCAUUAGCCGGAUUUCGUUGAAGGGUUGGGGUUGAAGAUGGUGAAAAUUGGCUUUAGCUCGCCUGUCGUUCAAAAAAACGCCAAGGGAGCGUUACUGGUUCCCGAGCUGGAUCCGGAGUCUGCUGUAGCAAGCGGUGGUGAUAAUGCCACAGGAAGAUGUCUGUUUACACUUCUUGGACUGGCUUUCAUACUGUCUGGUUUAAUAAUUGGAGGAGCUUGUCUUUAUCGAUUCAUUGUUCCAAAGAACAAAGUAUUUCAUGGUGAAAUGCGAUACUUGGAUUCCAGUACUCAGCCACAUACUCUACAAACGGAAGCUCCCUACUUUCUUGCAUUUGAAGAUGCGCAGUUCUUGGGAAAUAAUGAAAAUGUGGCAGUAAUCAAUGUUCCAGUUCCAGAUUUUGAAGAUUAUGAUCCAGCAGUCAUCAUUCAUGAUUUUGAGUUGCUUUUGACUGCAUAUCUCGAUCUGAGUUUGGAUAACUGCUAUGUGAUUGCACUGAAUACAUCUAUUGUUAUGCCUCCACGUAACUUACUGGAGCUGUUCAUGAAACUUGCAACUGGUUCCUACUUGCCUCAGACCUACCUUGUUCAUGAAGAUUUGGUGGUAACUGAACGUAUUGAUAAUGUUGAUCAACUGGGUUAUUUCAUCCACCGGCUCUGUUCAGAGAAAAACACCUACAGACUGCAGCGUAAAGAAAUGGUGAAAGGAAUCCAGAAACGUUCAGCUGGAAACUGUCACCAGAUUAAACAUUUUGCAAAUAACUUUGUCACUGCUACUUUGAUCUGUGAACCAUGAGAAAUUAUUUUUUCCCCUGACUUUGGAUGCUUUACUCGUGGUGUUCUUGCCAUUAUUUGACAAUCAAAGGCCUUAUUGGCUGUGCUUUGCAAGUUGUAUUCUAGUGCAAAUACUGUUGCUUCCCUAAAGGCUUUUAAAAUGCAGCUUCUGUUUGCACUGUUUAUUUAACAACAAUUAUUCUUACAAAUUUUGCAAACAUAGUUUAUAUUCCUGAUGUAUUUGAUCUGCUCAGAGGAAUUUAAAUAAAAUAUUGGUGUUGGGUAAUGCAAAGUUAUCUUUUAUAGUAAUUGCUUUCUUUAAAGUACUUUUAAGAAUUAGUAUGUGCCAGCAUCGUGGGAUUGGAAUUUGUGCAACUACUGUAUUGAAAUUAUCAAUUUAUAAUGUAAAAAUUUGAACUGUGUGAAAUGCCCUGUUUCUGAUGUAUUAUUGAAUAGUUUGAUGUUCGCACAUUUGAUUAUCUGCUUACUUAAAAUGCAGGUCUAAAAUUGCUUUAAGUGCUCAACGGCUGUCACCAUUUCUUUAUCUUAACAAACGUAAGUUUAGUAUCUCCAUAAGCUCCAUCCUCUGAUUACAUCUGACCUGGUUAUAGUAUGGAAAUUUGUGGAAAAAUAAGCAAAUUUUGUAACAUUUUGAUAGUAUAUUUAGCAGGUUUAUUGAACCUAGGGGUUAUCUAAUGUUAUAGAUAUAUAAAUUACUAACCCUGUGGAGUAUUUAACUUUUACCUUCAUUAAAUGUCUACAAAGUUA
Molecule: messenger RNA, 1591 nt
Organism: Hypanus sabinus (Atlantic stingray)
Lineage: Eukaryota; Metazoa; Chordata; Chondrichthyes; Myliobatiformes; Dasyatidae
Product: integral membrane protein 2A-like
Exons: 6
Coding region: 90-845 (251 amino acids)
Biological process (GO): negative regulation of amyloid precursor protein biosynthetic process
Cellular component (GO): Golgi apparatus; extracellular exosome; plasma membrane
Molecular function (GO): amyloid-beta binding
Source: RefSeq, a predicted model, not a curated record